This is a messenger RNA of Pelecanus crispus (Dalmatian pelican), 809 nucleotides long. Lineage: Eukaryota; Metazoa; Chordata; Aves; Pelecaniformes; Pelecanidae. The record is from RefSeq and is a predicted model, not a curated record.
GGUACCUAUUUGUUCACCUGCAAGCCCAUGAAGCUCGGAAAGGACACAGUUACUGCUCUCAGCGAGGCUGUGAACGUAUUAAAAUCAUGGCACAUAUGUACUCAGGGGACUCCUGGAGCUGUGACCCAAACCCCUUCCCGGAGAGGCCGGCAGCUGCCCAGCGCCCCGUGUCCCAGCACCCGGCUGGGCCAUGCAGGGCGUGUGGGGCCCCGCAGCUUGCUAUCACUAGCACACCCUCAGUCAAGUAUAUAAGGAUCCAGAUCCAGUCUCUCAGCAGGGUGGACGUACAAAACCACUUGACAUCUGCGUUCAUUAAGAUAAAUGAUACAGUUUUCCUGUUCAACAGCCGUGGGAUAUUCUUCGUGGUGCUAGAUGCAUGUUCAGGAGCAGUCGUGAGUAGGUGGCACUUUGACACAGUUACUGGUGAAAACGCUGCCAGCGCAAUAACUGAUUAUAUUCAAACAUUUAUAAAAGAGAGAUCACUUGUUCUCGUGUGCUCUAGAGAUAUUGCAGAUGUGGUGGGGAGCUCUGAAAUGUCUGUUUUUACCAGGUUAGGUUCAGCAAAGCCUAUUGUCUUCCACAAGGAAGGGAGUUUCGCCAUGCUUGGCUAUAAAGGACAAACCAAACCCUCCUGGAUAAAAGUCCUUAAUCAUGCUGGUUAUCAGAAGGCUGCUUCUCUACAGCAUUAUGUUCCCUUGAAGCUGAAAGAAUAUCAAUGUCCAGAUAAUGCUGACGAGUUGCUAAAAUUCGCUUUUUCUCAGAACCACCCGGAGCACAUCUCUGCAGAGCCCGCAGCACCCUGGGAUUAG